Rhea pennata is the source of this 3908-nucleotide messenger RNA. RefSeq names its product syntaxin 1A (gene STX1A). Gene Ontology annotation, cellular component: SNARE complex; presynaptic active zone membrane; synaptic vesicle. The coding region runs from base 156 to 1085 and encodes 309 amino acids. Lineage: Eukaryota; Metazoa; Chordata; Aves; Rheiformes; Rheidae. Gene Ontology annotation, biological process: intracellular protein transport; synaptic vesicle fusion to presynaptic active zone membrane; exocytosis. The record is from RefSeq and is a predicted model, not a curated record. Gene Ontology annotation, molecular function: SNARE binding; SNAP receptor activity. The transcript is spliced from 9 exons.
AGGAAGUGAAGAGGAAGCAUAGCGCUAUUCUUGCUUCGCCCAACCCAGAUGAGAAAGUUGCAAUCACAAAAAAGCUUAGAAGAAAGAGGACCUAAAUAUGAGAUAAAGAACACCUCAGCUCAAGAAGAGAUUGGCCCACUGAAAAGUCCCUGGAGAUGAGAGUGAUUGGGCAGCUCUGCAUGCAUUGGUCUAUGUUAAAGAGAACGAAGAAGCAAAGCGGGCCAGAUGGCUCAGUUUGUUUCUCUUACUUACCUCAAUCAGUGGAUGGGAAAACCCACCAGUGUCUCCUGCAAGUUCCUGGGUCAGAAGUGAUUUGGAAUAGACUCACUGGAAGCCUUGGUUUGAAGAAUGUCUUGCUUCCCAGGUUUUGGGACAAGGCCCACCUGAGAGCAGUAGCAGCCAUCAAAGUGUCAGCAUAUGAUAAUGAAACGAAGGAGGAACUGGAAGAGUUAAUGUCCGACAUAAAAAAGACAGCGAACAAAGUGCGCUCCAAGCUAAAGAGUAUUGAACAGAGUAUUGAACAAGAGGAAGGACUGAAUAGGUCAUCUGCUGACCUGAGGAUAAGGAAAACUCAGCACUCAACACUGUCACGCAAGUUUGUGGAAGUGAUGUCUGAGUACAAUGCCACGCAGACCGACUACAGGGAGCGCUGCAAAGGGAGGAUUCAAAGGCAGCUGGAAAUCACUGGCAGGACCACCACCAGUGAGGAGCUGGAGGACAUGCUGGAGAGCGGGAACCCAGCCAUCUUCUCUUCUGGGAUCAUUAUGGAUUCAAACAUCACCAAGCAGGCACUGAACGAGAUUGAGACACGGCACAGUGAGAUCAUCAAAUUGGAGAACAGCAUCCGAGAGCUGCAUGACAUGUUUAUGGACAUGGCCAUGCUGGUGGAGAGCCAGGGUGAGAUGAUCGACCGCAUCGAGUACAAUGUGGAGCAUUCUGUGGACUACGUGGAGCGGGCCGUGUCUGACACCAAAAAAGCAGUGAAGUACCAGAGCAAAGCCAGGCGGAAGAAGAUCAUGAUCAUUAUCUGCUGUGUGAUCCUGGGUAUCGUCAUCGCCUCCACCUUUGGCGGCAUUUUCGGCUAGACUCUCCCCACGGGACUUUGUGUGCGAUGGACGGAGCCGUGCGUGCUGCAGGGCCGCAGCCGAGCCGGAGCCGAACCACGCAGCCCCGGAGCCUCCCAGCAGCAUUUCAGUUUCUAAUGCAUGGUUGUUUGUGACGCUGUGUGUGCGGUGCGGUGCGUCUGUGUGGAGGGAGCGCCAGCCCCGGGGCACAGGUAGGGUGCAGGGGUCUGUGAUGAGUGCAAGGGGGACCACGGGGGCAACCCGAGCUCGCAUCACUGCUCCAGCCUGGGUGGCUGGCUGGGACCAGGGUGAGAACUGGUCCUCUUGGGCACUGCUGCUCCUCCUGUGCUGGGCAGUGUGACUGUGUCAGCCACGGCCAAGGGCAGGAAGGGUGUUAUGGGGUCCUUGGGAGUGCAGUGCCCAGCCAACCUCCCCCUGGCUUUGCCAUUGCUCCAGGUAGAGCCCUCAUGUCUGGCAGCCUCAUGUGUGCUUGAAAGCCACCAUCCUUGGGCUGCUUCUCUCACAGGGUACUUCCCCAUGUGUGCGCUCUGCCAGGACCUGCCUGCCCUGCUCCCUCCUGCUGCUGCCCUCCCUGCUGCAGGUCCCAGCUCUGCAGCCAUGGCAGGAGCCAGUGACGGGGCUGCCCCCUCCCUAUGCAAGCCCUCAUUCUGGUGUGGAUGCCUGGGGCUGAAUGUGGUGGGAGGAAGACCACAGUGCAGCAGGAGUGGAGGGGCCCACUCCUGCUUGGGGGCCUUGUCCCAGCCUUGGCUGACGUGGGAGAAUAAGGUGCUGCUGCUUGGGACCGUAACUGCUGUUUAGGGAUGGGGCACAUGGGGGACUUGUGCAGCACUCCUGGCAGGAGCUGAGGGCAGGGAUAGUACAAAGCCAGCAGUACGUGCCAGGUGUGUCAGCCCCAGCAAGCAGUAGCCUCCUUCCUGCUACUCCCUCAGCUGGGCUCUGGCUGUCAGAGUUUGGGGCUGGCUCUGACACCCACAGACCCAUGUGGCAUUUGGCUGGGACCAGGGCUUUUCCCAGCCUAGUUCCCCAAUGCAGGCACCCAUGGGCUGGGGCUUGGAGACAGGAGCACCUUCUCUGGUCCCAAGGAUUGGCCCUUGUUGUGUCCCUCCUCCAACAAGCCAGGAACAGAAGCCCUCACCCUUCUCUUCCCAACAUCCAACCAGUUCCUGAGCAGGGCAGUGCCCAACUAUUCCCUCCAUCUCUUUGCCACCUCCUGGCAUCUGACUGCCCUUGCCUGUGCCUCCCCCUGGCACUUUGCCCUGCUGCCUGCUCUUCCCUGCAGGGGGCUCAGUGAGGAAACCACGCCCAGCUGCUGUGGGUGCCCUCCACUGUCCCUGCUUUGCUCAGCCAGAAUGUGCUGACUACUUGGAUACAGCCACUGUGGCAUGGUCUGAGCCUGCAGGCAGCUUGGAGGGGCCCUGAACUGCCUCUGUGCCAUUGUCUAGGGCUAGCGCAGGGAUCUGCCCUUGUAUUCCUAGGGCAACUCCAGUUCUCCAGCUGGCAUGCCCAUGUACGUGCCAAAGUACCACAGAGAGGUCCCGCAGCCCGGGUGAGAUGGGCACAGUGCGAUCCUAUAGCACAGUAUUUGGCCUUGCAGCCACCCGGCUUGGCUAAAGCACCUGGAGGUGGUGGUGGUAGGGAUGCCACAGAUGCUGGGUGAGCAGCAUGAGCUAGCCUAGGAGGUCAAGGGUAAGGAGGGAAAGGGGCAGGGCAGCCCACCUCCCAGCAGCCACAGCUCUUCAUGCACCUAUUCAAGCCCCACAACACAGCCCACGCAGGCAUUCAGCCACUGUUGUGGCACAUCUCUGGCUUGGACCCUCCCUGCCCUCUCCCCCCCCCCCCCCCCCCCCCGCCCCGGGCCCAACUUGAGCCACCAGCUGUGGUCACUGGAGGGCCUAAGACCGUCACCUUCUUCAGUCACAGUCCUGUGAUACAUAACGCGAGCUACAGCACUGUACCCCUGUGCACGCAAAAGGGCUUGGGGCACCAGGAAUAUUGCAAGCAGGACAGGCAGCCUCAGGCAGUCCCAUCCUAGGCAGUAGCCAGGCAUUGGCAUGGCCAUUGCUCCAUGGGGAUGUCUGGCUGCAGGCAACAGACCUGGCAGCCAUGGCUAAGGGUGCAUGGCACCUGCCCUCGUACAGCUCCUGCACCGCUGAGCUAGCGAGAGUGCUGGGCCCCCUUCUUCCAGGAAGCAAUAACACUGCUGGCAGCUCUGCUCCUGGGCAUGCAGGCAGGAAAAGCCUGUCUCAGGCACUCAUCCUGCCCUGCUGCCCACUGCUAGCAUGAGGGCCCUCCCCCCCCCCCCCAACAGCAGCAGCUUUUGUGGUGUAUGCCCUCAGACAUCAGGGCUGUGGCCCACCCCCUUCAUGGCACAAGGCCAAGAGCAGCAAUGGGAGGCCAGGGCAGGGGAGUUCUGGCACUUGCUCCUUCCUUCUCAGUACCAUCAUGUCUAGCAGCCAGCCAGUGACCAGGGGCCAAGCUGGGCCACAGUCCCCCAAUUCUGCCAGCAGCACUCUGCAUGCAGUAUGGCUGCAGGCUCUAACACAAGGGAGGUGGAUGAGCAUGCGGCUAUCACUACCCCUGUAGGCCAGCUCGCACUGUCCUCGCUGUGAGGGGAGGGUGUUUUGGUGCAAUAAUUACCCCUGCACUACGGGAAGCCCCGUUCAGUUCCUUUUUACCUGCCCAUUGCAUGUACAGACCAAAUCACCAACAAUGUGGUUGUGCUUUGGAGAAACAUUUCACUUUUUCUUUCCAGACACCCUCCCUCCCCCCCUCCGCCAGCCUCAAACAACUUGUCCUUUGGGUUACAAUGCCUCUGUUCCAAGU